AUGGACGAGUUCAUGCAGCAAUCUCAAAUGCGACAGGGAGGUCCGCGACCCGAUGUGACAACUCCAGACAAUGGAGAGGUUAUUCAUAUCUCAUCCCUUGCUCUUUUGAAGAUGCUCAAACAUGGAAGGGCUGGUGUACCCAUGGAAGUCAUGGGUCUUAUGCUGGGAGAGUUUGUGGACGAAUAUACCGUCCAAGUCAUCGACGUGUUCGCCAUGCCGCAGUCAGGAACAACCGUUAGUGUUGAGUCAGUGGAUCAUGUUUUCCAAGCCAAGAUGGUGGAUAUGUUGAAGCAAACCGGACGACCUGAGAUGGUUGUAGGCUGGUACCAUUCACAUCCUGGCUUUGGCUGUUGGCUGUCAAGCGUGGAUAUAAAUACGCAACAGUCAUUUGAAUCCCUCAAUUCCCGUUCAGUUGCCGUUGUUGUGGACCCGAUCCAAUCUGUGAAGGGAAAAGUCGUAAUCGACGCCUUCCGCCUGAUCAACCCCCAAACCGUUAUCUCUGGCCGUGAACCCCGUCAGACGACAUCAAACAUUGGACAUAUCAACAAGCCAUCGAUCCAAGCUCUGAUACACGGUCUCAACCGGCACUAUUACUCCAUUGCCGUCAAUUACCGAAAAACAGAACUUGAGCAAGCAAUGUUGAUGAACUUGCACAAGAGAAACUGGACGGAAGGGCUGCGACUUCGUGAUUUCCACUCGCAUAAAGAGGACAACGAGAAAGCCAUUAAGUCGAUGCUCACACUUUCAGAAGCAUAUAACAAAUCUGUGCAAGAAGAAUCUACAUUGACUGCUGAGCAACUCAAAACACGGCAUGUGGGCAAGCAAGACCCCAAACGUCAUCUCGAAGAAGCAGUCGAAAAGGCGAUGGGGGAUCAGGUUGUGCAGAACCUUGGAACCAUGUUACUGGCGGAACUGUGA
Molecule: messenger RNA, 918 nt
Organism: Desarmillaria tabescens
Lineage: Eukaryota; Fungi; Basidiomycota; Agaricomycetes; Agaricales; Physalacriaceae
Product: Mov34-domain-containing protein
Exons: 6
Coding region: 1-918 (305 amino acids)
Biological process (GO): protein deubiquitination; proteasome-mediated ubiquitin-dependent protein catabolic process
Cellular component (GO): proteasome regulatory particle, lid subcomplex
Molecular function (GO): protein binding; metallopeptidase activity; proteasome binding
Source: RefSeq, a predicted model, not a curated record